Messenger RNA from Nothobranchius furzeri (turquoise killifish), 11816 nucleotides. It is a transcript of the gene ash1l, whose product is annotated as ash1 (absent, small, or homeotic)-like (Drosophila). Gene Ontology annotation, cellular component: nucleus; nucleoplasm. Gene Ontology annotation, molecular function: chromatin binding; histone H3K4 methyltransferase activity; DNA binding. Gene Ontology annotation, biological process: regulation of DNA-templated transcription. The record is from RefSeq and is a predicted model, not a curated record. Lineage: Eukaryota; Metazoa; Chordata; Actinopteri; Cyprinodontiformes; Nothobranchiidae.
UUUAUUAAUUCAAUAAUGUAUUUAAACCCCCUGACACUCUUUAGUUAUUGUAUCGCAGUUCCCUCUUUACAUUUGUUCAUUCCUGUUUGUUAAAAAAAAAAGCCAGCUGGAUAUGAAAUAUGUUUCAGUAUGACCUUCUUUCCAAGGAGUGACCAAACAUUAGACUCUUUUAGGAUUUUCUCACUUUAAAAUCCUCACUAUAUAUUUUACAUGCUGCACCUUUAACGUUAAAAUUGAACACAUGUAACAACGGCUUUCCGUACAGCCCUCCUCUGUGGGACCGAGAAUGCCCGAGCUGCACAGACACAGUAGCUGAGCAGACAUGGAGGCCCGAUUACCGAGAGAGGCCCGUGCUGACACAUCCAGGCCUAGCUAACGGCGAGUCGCUGUGGAUUUCAGAGCAUCUCUGGAGAUAUUACGGAUACCAGUUGCUGUAAGGAAGAACGAUUUAAGCCGCAAGGAAGAAGAAAUAGAGGGAGAUCCAUUUCAGCAGUUGGGACGAUUUCAAUAUAAAUGACAAAUAAUGUGGCCACAACGUUGAUAAACAUGAAGACAGCACACAGCCGAAUAAUGUGAACACCGUUUCUGGACAUAUUUUCAGAGCUGAAGGACGGAGAAAGAGGGCUGGACAGCUGAGAACAGAGAGGAGCUGCUUCAGAACAAGGAGGGCUUCACUUUCCCCGUUAUCCCCUCUCCCUUUUCCUCCCCCUUCAUCCCUAUCCCACCCCUAAACAUAAAAAACUCUACCUGAAAUCCACUUCCUCCUUUCCCCCCCCCAAAAAACGCUCCAGAAUCCCCUAAAGUUUUGAUGGAUCCGAAGGUUCAGGGGAGAGUUGCAACUCCACCCCCACUUCUCUCUUGUGCGCCCACCGGGGAGCGAGAGAAGGAGGGAGGGGGUGGAAAGAAGGAAGAAGAGGAUGAAAAGAACCGGGACAGAGAAAAGGAGGGAGCUGCUGCCGCCCCUGCUAGCGGAGGUGGGCCAGGAGGUGCCGGAGGUGACCAAUUUCAGUUUUCCAUCAACGAAAGCAGUUUGUCUGAAGGCAACGUCAAGCUGAAGAUCGGCCUUCAAGCAAAACGCAUGAAGAAACCCCCAAAGAUCUUGGAGAAUUAUGUCUGCCGACCAGCCUUUAAAGCCACUGUGAGGCACACCGCUCGUGGAGGAGGGGCUAAUGCUCGUGGAAACCGUGCAGGGGCUACGGUUGACGGUCCACGCGGUCCGAACCAGGCUCCUUCACAAGGCCGGGAAAAGGAGAGGGAGAAGAGUCCGAGUGUGAACAAACCACCAGCCACAUCUUCAUCUGCUAAUUCCGCUAAAACUCCUUCACCUCCUUGUGCUGCUCCAUCACCUAGCAUAGCUAAAACCCCUCCCCCCUCCCAGGUAAAUGGGACUGCCCCAGCAAAAAGGGGCCAACCAAAGAUGGAUUGCAAGCCUGAUUCAAAGUCUGAUUCAAAAUCAGCAACUACCGCAUCUGAGAGACCCCUUAACCUUCACCGCCCCCCACCAGACAGCAAGACUCAUUCCUCUGGGAAGAAAACACCAACUCCCCAAACCAACCCACGGAUAUCUUCACCAUCUUCUUCGCCACUACCUGCGUCAAAAGAACCAAUUUUCGAUGGCGCUAAACCUCCUCAGUACUCUUUAAGCACAGAAGGUCAGAAAGACCAGGACAAGAGUGUCCAGAGUUGGGGGGCGCCCACGGUAACUGAGAAAUUAGCACAGCUUAUAGCAACUUGCCCUCCAUCGAAGACCCCUAAGCCAACGAAACCCAUGAAAACGGAUCCUGUUCCUCCUCCUGCGAGCUCGGGCUUCAUGGCUCCUACAGCCAAGCAACGCGACCGAGCUAUGGCCAACAGGAACACAUAUUCAAGAAUGUUGCACCUUUCUCCUCCACCUCCUGUGUCAAGACCACCUGGUCGUCCUUACGGUUCUAGGAACAAAGACAGCGUUUGCGAAAAUGUGUCCGCCCUGAUGCAAGUAAGGAAGGAGGACUCGGAUUGUGUUGGAAAGGCUAUUAUUAGCAGCAGCCCUGCAUUCACUUACAACUGUCUGGCAGCGUUGUCAAAGGAGAGCAACGCUGAGAACAGCGGUGGUGUUCUUUCUAAGACACAGUCAUGUCCUGCUCACGGCUCGCCACACACCACAUCUUCAUCGUCUUGCCCCGUUUCGUCGUCCUCCACCGUCUCGGCUGAUCAGAGGACGGUUGGUGCAGGGAGUCACCGGGGCUCUCCCGUUCCCUCACAAGGACACCACGCUCCAGACCCCCAAGCUCUGGCUGAGGAAAGUGGUGCCGGUAAGAAGGUGCAAGACGAAAACCCCAGAGAUUUAAGCAAGUGCCCUCCUUCAGCAGGAACAGGAAAAUCAGAGGGGAGAGACAAGGGAGCAAGUAAUCAAUCGCAGCGCGUCGAGAGGGUGGGGGGCUCUAGUCCCAGUAAACCCAGCCCCAGCAGAGAUGGCAGUAAACCCAGUCGAAGCAGCAGUCCUCCUGCGCCUGUUAGACAGCGGACCCCUUCUUCGUGUGAGCCAGAUGAUGAUGAUGAUGACGACGACGACGAUGAAGAAGACCCACACACACCUCUAAGAGAUGAUUCUCCUGAUUCAUCCCUAGACUCACCUGAUGAGCAGGACAGUAAACCCCUUAAAAAGCGUCGAGGAAAGAAACCACGCUGGUCCCAUGUUAUGAGCACAACGCAGAGUCAACGAUUUCAUCAGGACAGCCUCUUCAAUGAAAGCAAAACCAGCCCGGCUUCACCAGCAGGAUUACAGAUGCCAUUGCCACCUGUUAAAAGACCUGUAGGUAGGCCACCAAAUCCUAAUAAGGUCAGACCAAAUCCUCUGCCUCAAAGCUCUGUGUCGCAGCUUUUCCCUCUUCAGCCUAGGAAAAGAGGGAGGCCAAAGUCUAAAAUGCCCAGACUCGAUGCCCCAGCUCCUGGGAACUCCUCUAAUAAGCUGGUCUCCUCUAAGGUCUUUUCAUCUUUGUUGAAGUCCAAGGAAGAGCAGGACCCACCUGUUCUUCACCCAGAGGUGGACUUGGACCCUCCUAAGCCCAUGCCUCGAAAACGUGGCCGCCCCAAGCGCCUUCCUCCCACUCUACCCCAGGAAGGUCAGCCUCCUACACUAGCUCCCGAAGAGGAAGACAUGGGAGACAAACACUUUCACAGCAAAGGAAAUGGACAGCUUAUCAUGAAAACAAUUAUUGGCAAGCUCAAUAAGAUGAAAAGUGUGAAGCGUAAGCGAAUUUUGAGUCAAAUCCUCUUGGGUCCAAGAACCGAAGAAACUCCUAAAAGCAGCGCCAGUGGAGUGGCGAGUUCUGUGGAGUCCACAACUCGGUCUUUAUCCUCUCUAGCUGCUUCCUUUGGGGGGAAAUUAGGGCCACAAAUUAAUGUCAGUAAAAAGGGAACGAUAUACAUGGGUAAGAGAAGAGGCCGUAAACCAAAAGCCACAGCCAGUUUCUUGGGUACAUCAUCAUCACCAGAGCCCUUUCUGUCUCCAAACACCACCUCUCCUCUUCAUCACUAUCAGUCCCAGCAGCAUCAGCUUUCGUCUGAGGUCUUUCCUUCUCCCUCCCUCUCCCAGUCCAGUGGGGGCCACAGUCCGAUCAGUGAUGCCAGCUUUGUGGAGCCUGGCUCUGUGCACUUUUCAGGGCUCUCUCACUAUUCUAGUUCUCAUCACAGGCACAACGCCUUCUCCUUCCCUCCCCCGACCUUUUCCGCCCCUAAUAAAGUCCUAGGCUCUGCUUCGUUGUCUAUGGCCAGGGCAGCAUCCCAGAAAAAGUCGUCUUACCGUGGGUACCCGCUCCAUCACCAUCAUUACCGGCAGCACUAUCAUUAUCAUAAGCUCUCGCCUCCCAGGCCGCUCCAUCCCACCUCCCCUGCUCCUCUCAGUGAGCUGAAAGAAGCCACUCCAUCACCGGUCAGUGAGUCGCACAGUGAGGAGACGGUUCCCAGCGACAGUGGCAUAGGAACGGACAAUAACAGCACAUCUGACCGUGGAGAGAAAGCUGGAGGCACUGGUGGCUUAGGUGGAAUGGGGAUGCCAACAGGAAUGGGCAGUGGAUUGCUAAUGCCAGGUGUCAUGAGUUCUGCAAUGGCUCCAGGAAUGGGCCUUAAUUCCAGAGGCAGACGUCGGCAUGCUCCUCUGCUCAUGGAACAUCCCUCUGCUUCUCCGUCACCCCAUCGGACAAGGGUGUCGCCUGACCCCCGGAGACCUCACCCGGCGGCUCCAGCUUCGUCCUUAUUGGGCCACAAGGAGAAACACAAGCACAAGUGUAAACGCCGCGGCCAUGGAUGCCCCAGCUACGACAAGUUAAAGAGACAGAAGAGGAAACGAAAGAAGAAGUACUUGCAGAUGCGGUCUAGACGGCUUGACCCCGACUUUCUGGCCGAACUUGAUGAAAUAAUAGUGAUGCUGAGUGAAAUACGAAUAUCGCACCACGCCACGGGGCAUCGGCUUGGUGGUGGAAUAGCGAUAGCACCGGGAACAAGUAGAAUGCCAGGGCUUGGGAACAGAGCUAGCAGUGGAAUGGGGGGUUCGAGUGGUCCUCCUCCUCAUCACUAUGUUCACAGGGACCUCCUGCCUACAAUUUUCAGGGUUAAUUUUGGCAGGUUUUACUCUCAUCCCGCAUAUUCCUGCGACCCAUUGCACUAUGUUCGUAAACCAGACAUAAAGAAGAAACGUGGACGGCCUCCUAAACUGAGAGAGUCCAUGUCUGAGGUCCCUUUUGUACCUGGACUUGGAUUCCCACUCUCGAGUGGAGGAUUCUACCACCCAUCCUAUGGAGUUCCUUACUCGUCUGGGCCUCUGGGAUUGGGAUACUACAGAGGCUAUCCUCCAGCAAGCGCCCUGUAUCCUCACCCACACCAUCAGUCCCCUCACUCAGCCCCAUCUCACCACUCUCACCACUCACCGUCUUUCCCUCCACCUCCUCCCGCGUCGUACAUGCAUCACCACCAUCCCUCACAUCUUCUGCUAAAUCCCUCAAAAUUUCACAAGAAAAAGCAUAAGCUACUCAGGCAGGAGUACCUAGGAGGAGGAAGGUCCCCCGUCCUGUUCCCACCAAUGUCCUCUGAGCUUUCUUUCAACUGGCACCAUAAACACAAGCACAGGCACAAGCACAGAGACCGCUGCUCUGAGGAAGACAGGGAGGAAGCAGCAAGGAGUGGAUCAGGAAGCCGGGCUGGUGGAGGAGUUUCUGACAAAGGAGCUUCAAGUAAAGGAGUCGGUUUGGGAAUGGCGGAGUCGUUACAGAGGUGCCGCUUUGGAAGAGACGCCCCCAGCACUGCUGCCAGCAAGCAAACUGCUACCACCUCUGCCAACUCGCCGUCUUCUUCCUCAUCCUCAUCUGCAGAAAGAUACAAGCGCAAAGAGAGCUCUCUGUCCUGCCUAGGGCCUUCUAGGCUUGCACUGGACAGCAGCUCAAAGGGCCAUCAUCCAGUUGCAUCCUGGUUCAGGAUGAGUGGUUCUGAAGCUGACUACUCUCAGCUUUCACGGAGUCAUGUGGCCCCUGGCCAGAGCUCGUUCUCAGAUGGAAGAGCGGGAGAUCCGAGAGGCUGUUCAGACAGCGAGGACGAGGAACCCCUCACUCCUACGGAGGAAGUGGAAACUCACAAAUCUCCAAAUCUUACAAAUCUCUUCGCCUCGGCGCUCACCCGUACAUCACUGAAGGGCGGCAGAGGCAGAAAAGGCGCGGCGGUCCCAGAGAGCUCUAACUUCACUCACAUGGAUCAGCCAACGAGGAAGGACCGCUCUGCAUCAGCAGAGAGGAGAGAGUUGGGGUCAUCAGGUAUUCAGACGAGAGGUGUCACCCUCCCGAUGUCCGACGGAUUCGAAGGAUCUUUGCACCGUCGGCAGCUGCACCACCACCCACCGUCUCUGUUUCACUCCCACGGCUCUCCUUCUUCCUCCUGCCUCACUCCCUCUCAGGACUUUUGCCUGGACUCCUUGUCCCACCACUCCCAUCGGGGACAGCCAUCCAAACACCGUCUGCAUCACGUCAACAAAAUCCUGCGUGCCAAAAAGCUGCAGAGGCAGGCUCGCACAGGAAACAACAUGGUGAAGAAGAGGGGCCCAGGACGUCCCAGGAAAUACCCCCUCCCAUCGCCGCCGCCCUCCCCGCCCCCUGCUGUUGAGCUGAAUCAGAUCCGGCACAGGGAUGACGGCGGAGAGCGGCUAGUGGGACGAAGAGGGUUAGGUGGCGACACGGUCAAGGCUGCUAUUGAGACGGUAGUCCAGUGCCAGCGUCGAAAAGGUCAAAAGAGGAAGCUCUGUGAGGAUGAAGAAGAGGAGGAGGAGAAGGAGGUCGAAGAGGAGGAGGAGGAGGAGGAGGGAGACACUGAGGAGCAGUUGUCUGACAGAGAGGAGAACCAGGGUAACCCGGCAGCGAGGUCCAGAACGGGGACAAUCCGAAGCUGGCCUACAGAGGAAGAACAUCAGCACUUUCAGAGCUCAGUGGAAAGCAAGCCAGUCGGUCCAGGUUCUCCAGAACCCCCAAGGCCCGACACCAAGGAACAAGCUGCAGCUGCGCCCAUGCCCAUAACCAACCAGCGGGAGAAGAGAGCAGCCAGGCCUCCUAAGAAGAAGUUUCAGAAAGCAGGACUUUACUCUGAUGUGUACAAGACUGAAGACCCCCGCAGCCAGCUUCUGCAGCUAAAGAAGGAGAAGCUGGAGUACAUACCAGGGGAGCAUGAAUACGGGCUGUUUCCUGCUCCCAUACAUGUUGGGAAGUACCUGAGACAGAAACGCAUAGAUUUCCAGUUGCCUUACGACAUCUUAUGGUUGUGGAAACACGAUCAGCUUCACAAGAGACCUGACGUCCCUCUUUAUAAAAAGAUCCGAUCAAAUGUGUACGUAGACGUGAAGCCGCUCUCCGGUUAUGAAACGACUACCUGCAGCUGUAGACGUCCCGAGAGCGUGGCUGAGAAAGGCUGCCUGGACGACUGUCUGAACAGGAUGAGCUUUGCUGAGUGCUCUCCCAGUACCUGCCCGUGCGUUGAUAAGUGUGACAACCAGCACAUCCAGAGGCACGAGUGGGUCCAGUGUCUGGAGCGAUUUCGAGCUGAAGGAAAGGGCUGGGGCAUCCGCACCAAGGAGUCUCUCCGCUCUGGACAGUUCAUCAUCGAAUACCUGGGAGAAGUGGUCAGCGAGCAGGAGUUCAGGAACCGAAUGAUGCAGCAGUACUUCUCCCACAGCGGCCACUACUGUCUGAACCUGGACAGCGGGAUGGUGAUCGACAGCUACCGAAUGGGCAACGAGGCACGCUUCAUAAACCACAGCUGCGAGCCCAACUGUGAGAUGCAGAAGUGGUCGGUGAACGGGGUGUACCGGAUCGGCCUCUUUGCUCUGAAGGACAUCAGCAGCGGCACUGAGCUCACCUACGAUUACAACUUUCAUUCCUUCAACACGGAGGAGCAGCAAGUGUGCAAGUGCGGCUCAGAGAGCUGCCGGGGCAUCAUCGGAGGGAAGAGUCAGCGCAUUAACGGUCUGCCUGGAAAGACGGGAGGGACUCGGCGGUUGGGUCGGCUCAAGGAAAAAAGGAAGUCAAAACACCAGCUUAAAAAGAGAGAGGAGGAGUCAAGUGACAGCAGCAAGUUUUAUCCACAUCUCAUGAAGCCCAUGUCCAACAGAGAGAGAAACUUUGUGCUAAAGCACCGAGUUUUCCUUCUACGGAACUGGGAGAAGAUGAGGGAGAAGCAGGAGCUGCAGAAGAGAGAGGGCGAACGAGAGCGCGACGCCGGCAGCCUCUCCAUGUAUGCCCGCUGGGGAGGAGUCAUCAGAGAUGAUGGCAACAUCAAGUCAGACGUGUUCCUGACACAGUUUUCAGCUCUGCAGACGUCACGCUCGGUACGCACACGGAGACUCGCAGCCGCCGAGGAAAACACGGAAGUCACACGCACUGCACGCCUCGCGCACAUCUUCAAGGAGAUUUGUGACAUGAUCACCAGCUACAAGGACUCAUCUGGUCAGAUCCUGGCUGCUCCGUUGGUGAACCUCCCAUCCAGGAAGAGGAAUAGUCAGUACUACGAGAAGGUGUCCGACCCUUUAGACCUGAGCACCAUCGAGAAGCAGAUCCUCACCGGACAUUACAAGACCGUGGAAGCGUUCGACACCGAUAUGCUCAAAGUGUUUCGCAACGCAGAGAAAUAUUACGGUAAGAAGUCGUCUGUGGGCAGGGACGUCUGCCGGCUGCGUAAAGCUUACUACAGCGCUCGCCACGAAGCUGCGGUCCAGAUCGAUGAGAUUGUGGGUGAGACGGUCAGCGAAGCGGACAGCUCUGACUCGCAGGAGCGCGACCUUCACCACCACCACGGAGGGGGGCCGGGCUCUCACGACAAGGACGACGACGUCAUCCGUUGCAUCUGUGGAAUGUACAAAGACGAAGGCCUGAUGAUCCAGUGUGAAAAGUGCUUGGUGUGGCAGCACUGUGACUGCAUGCGACUGGAGACCGAAGUGGAGCACUAUCUGUGUGAGCAGUGUGACCCUCGGCCUGUAGACAGGGAAGUUCCCAUGAUACCCCAGCCCAGCUAUGCACAGGCAGGCUCCAUCUACUACAUCUGUCUACUUAGAGACGACCUGCUGCUACACCAAGGUGCUUGUGUGUAUCUGAUGAGAGACAGCAGACGCUCACCUGAAGGUCAGCCCGUUAGGCAGUCUUACCGCCUGCUUCCUCACGUCAACAGAGACAAACUCGACAUCUUCCGAAUUGAGAAACUUUGGAAGAAUGAGAAGGGUGAGCGGUUUGUUUUUGGUCAUCACUACUUCCGUCCUCAUGAGACGCACCACUCUCCAUCCCGGCGUUUCUACCAGAACGAGUUGUUCCGCAUGCCCCUGUAUGAGAUCAUCCCUCUGGAGGCGGUGGUGGCAACGUGCUGCGUCCUCGAUCUUUACACUUACUGCAAAGGCCGGCCGAAGGGUGUGAAGGAGCAGGACGUGUACAUCUGUGAUUACCGCUUGGACAAGUCAGCCCACCUGUUCUACAAGAUCCACCGGAACCGCUACCCAGUCUGCACCAAGCCAUAUGCCUUCAACCACUUCCCAAAGCGCCUGACGCCGAAAAGAGACUUCUCGGUGAGAAAACCUCAUUACGUUCCCGACAACUACAAGCGGAACGGCGGCCGAUCAGCCUGGAAGAGCGAACGGUCCAAAGAUGCAUCCGGCUGCGAGGACGACGGCUCUUCCUGCGAGCGGGGCGAGGACUUCCCACCUGACGAAGAAGAUGGAAGAGGAGCAGAGGAGGACUUAGACAUGGAGGAUCCUGAGCUUCUGUCGGCCAAACCCAAACGGGGCAGAAGAGGAGGAGACGACGAGGAUGAAGAUGAGGAGGAAGGACUUGUGGCAGAGGUGCGCAAGGGACUUGAGGAAAGCUCCACAGAGAGGAUGGGAGAGAUGCUUGAAAUUCCAUCAUCUUCAGCCUCCUCCCCUCUACAUCACCCAGCUCUGAGCAGGAGAGAGGUCCAGAGGGAACGGCUCAACAAGAUCCUCCUGGAUCUGCUGCACAGAACUCCCAACAAGAAUGGAGAGGGAGUCGGAAUGAAGCAGGGGGCUGUUGAUGUCUCCUAUCUCCUAGAGGAGGGGGCAGGGCGACGGUUACGACGAAGGACGCUUGGAUUUGGAGAGUUUGUUGGCAGAAAAUAAACGUUCCGACGCUCAUUUCCACCACACCGCCUUUCACUGUUUUCUAAAAUGAAGGGAGACGAGCAUUGUUGUUCAUCCUGCCGUUAUGCAAUGCUUCCCUGGAGGGACGGCCUAUUCUAGCUGACCUCUUGAGAAGGUGGAAGGAGGUUUAGAAAUGCUGCCGAGUCCCAGAAAGUUUCAGCUUUUCAGGAGUUCUGCGGGAGAGAGCUGACCCAGUCUUCUUGUUUAUUUAAGCUUCAUGCAACAACCAUAUAGGAGAUGAAAGAAAAAACAACCCAGAACCCAUGCACUUAAAUGCAUCGAACACUGCAAACAUGGGUAUUCCACUAGAAGGCACCAGAACUGAAACAAGCGGUACUAAAUAGGGAACGGUUGCUUCUCUUGUUUGUUUAGUUUCAGUGUAAAUGCAGAAACACUUGUUCUCCUUACUGGGAUUUAGCUGCAAUGACUUAAUGUAACAGACGAUGGGAGCUGGUGGAAAACGUCAUAGGAGAGAUGUUAGCAUUUGAUCAGUGAUGCUGCGCUUUAGAGAGAGAGAGAGAGAACAACUGCACUUUUGGUACCAUGGAUGUUGUGAAGCUCUGUAAAGUAUCUAAUGAAACACACUACCACUCUCACAGUAUUGGCUGCAGUCCGAAAAAAACAAGUUUAAAAAGUUCAUUAUUGAUAUUUUUCCUGUUAUACUGUAGUAACUCAUUUAGGAACAAAGACCUGUGGGAGGGGGUUAGUUUCCGCUUUUGUUAAGUGUCUUGUUAUUAUUUUUACUCACCCGUGAGGCCGACCUCUUCUCCCCUCUUUUAGACGCAACACGAUUCACCAGCUAAACUAAAUCAGGCCAGGAUGAGGCGAGCGGCUUUAACUGUAGCGCCUUACUCAGCCUCGCGUACGUGUGUGUGAGUGUGUAUGCAUGUACACUUCUAGUGUGUCUGCCAGAUUUUGUGAAAAUAUACCUUUUAAAAAAAAAAUUAAGGGCUCGAUGGCAAUUAACAGUUUUAAGAAAACUAUGGAAAACAAUACCUAACAUGAAAUGUAUCGUGACGGUCAUAUUUUCUUAUAUUCUGUGGGCUGGGCGGGGCAGCAUAUACUGUAUAUUUGAUCCCUUCUUUAAUUUGUGGGUGGGUUGGUUGGACUAUGUCCCUGGUUGCCAUGGAGAAUGUUUAUCAUUUUUGUUUUGUUUUGUUUUAUGGUGGUGUUUGAUGAGAUUUUGAUGGUUCCCUAAAUGGCUCUGCUAAAACGGGACAGGAUGCAAUGUCCCAUUGUGAUUAACUGACAGAUGUGAUGAGAACGAGAAAAUGGGAAGCUGUACAGUGCCAAGUUAUGUAAAUAUACACACUUUACAUUGAGGAGUGUCUUCAAAAGCAAUAUCUUAAAAUGGACUUUGUUUAUUAUUAUUGUACUGUACAGAUCUCAGUCCUAAAUGUAUUAUUAUAAUAGUAUGAUUUCUUCCGUUUGUAUUACUAUAAUGAAGACACUUAAGCUCCGAUGGGAAAUAAUUUUUGUAAUGUCGGAAAAGAAAAAUUUCACCGUAAUUGUCCUGAUGACAUGAAAUUUAGGUUUUUGUUGCGUUUUAAGUUAAUUUCAGCUUCAUGUGCAAGAAGAAUGUCAGACAGACACAGAAGGAAGGCAUUUGGAUACGACAUUGGCUCAGCAACAACUUUGUCACAGAAUUUUGUUAAUACUUUUAGGGAGAAACGCACUCCUUGUUUUUUUUUUUGUUUUGUUUUUUUUUUUUUUGCUGCAAAGUGUUGAACACUAAAAAAAAAUCAAACAUGAAAAUGUUGAAAUAUUUUUAAAUGCUGACAUAAACGAAAGUAAAACGGUCAGCCCAAUAUCAUCCAAUAUAUAUAAAUAUAUAUAUUUUUUGUUUAUUUGUUUGUUUUAUUUUUAAAUAGGAUUCCGUUUUGUGAUAGCAGUCAUUGUAUGAUCCUUGUACUUGUAUUUGAGUGUUUUGUGUGAGCCGUUUAGUUAUUUUUUUAGACAAUCACAAAAUAAGAUGCAAGCAUUGUAAAAGGCGACUGGCAGACAUUUUGUGAUGUGUAGUUUGUCAAAAAAAAAACCUUCUUCCACUGGUGAAAAGUUUGUAAUUAUAAUUCUUAAAAGUCAUGAAAAAUGCUGUUGGUUUUUACUUUUUGUUUUAUAUUUGUUUUUGUUUGUUUUUUAAUAAAAAGCACUACAUUCUUGUCAGAAA